Molecule: messenger RNA, 3818 nt
Organism: Aspergillus nidulans FGSC A4
Lineage: Eukaryota; Fungi; Ascomycota; Eurotiomycetes; Eurotiales; Aspergillaceae
Product: DNA-directed RNA polymerase I core subunit RPA135
Exons: 3
Coding region: 1-3696 (1231 amino acids)
Biological process (GO): DNA-templated transcription; transcription initiation at RNA polymerase I promoter; termination of RNA polymerase I transcription
Cellular component (GO): nuclear lumen; RNA polymerase I complex; nucleus
Molecular function (GO): DNA-directed RNA polymerase activity; ribonucleoside binding; DNA binding
Source: RefSeq, a predicted model, not a curated record
AUGGCACCCGCUGCGACAGACACCAAUUGGUCUGUCAAUUACGAUGUCUUGAAGCGGGAGAACCUGUUUCGCAACCCUCCCCAGGACAAGACCGCAUACCCUUCCCUCGCCGAAUCUAUCAAGCCCCAUGUCGACUCGUUCAAUGCCCUGUUCGAGAAGGGCGGAAUCAUCGAGGCCGGUCUGAAGGAUAUUGGCACCAGGACGUUUCUUGACGAGGUUGUCGAAACUGCCGAACAAAAGCAACAGCGUCUAGCGGAGGGCCGGAGAGCGCCCAGGCGGAAUAAACUCCACGUUCGCAUCAAGGAAGUUUUCCUCGAGAAGCCGACGAUUCCUCUGACGAACAAAUAUACCGCUCGCAACCGCAAUAUCUACCCGUCUGAGUGCAGAGAAAGGCAUGCGACAUAUCGUGGAAAACUCCGCGCGAAGAUUGAGUAUCGCGUCAACAAUGGAGACUGGACGGAGCAGGUUAGGGAACUGGGCCAGGUUCCUAUUAUGUUAAGAACAAACAGAUGUUACCUGGAAAAGGCGACGCCAGCGGAGUUGGUGCAGCACAAGGAGGAAUCAGAAGAGUUAGGCGGCUACUUUAUCGUCAACGGUAACGAAAAGCUUAUUCGUAUGUUGAUUGUUGGGCGACGGAACUAUCCCAUGGCAAUUGUCCGAAACACCUUCACCAACCGUGGCCAUGCAUACUCGAAAUUCGGUAUUCAGAUACGAUCAGUACGGCCAGACCAGACUUCGCAAACGAACGUUCUACACUACUUGAAUGACGGAAAUGUGACAUUCCGAUUCUCAUGGCGGAAGAACGAAUACAUUAUCCCGGUGGUGAUGAUCCUCAAGGCUUUGGUGGAGACGAAUGACCGCGAGAUUUUCGAAGGAAUUGUGGGCAGUGCUUCCUCUGAAGGAAUCAAUAACACGUUCGUGACAGACCGAGUCGAACUGUUGCUACGGACAUACAAGGCAUACAAGUUGCAUAGUCGUUCAGAAUGCCGAGCAUUCAUUGGAGAGAAAUUCAAGCCUGUUCUCGGUGUCCCGGCCGAUACGCCCAACGAGGAGGCCGGUACGGAAUUUCUUCGCAAGGUUGUCCUGCCGCACCUGGGCAACCAGAAUGUCACGGAGACGCAGGAUUAUGACAAGUUCAAGAUGCUCAUGUUCAUGAUUAGGAAGCUCUACGCCCUCGUUGCCGGUGACUGUGCGCCGGACAACCCUGAUGCUGUUUCAAACCAGGAAAUCUUGCUAGGAGGAUUUCUCUACGGCAUGUUGUUGAAGGAAAGGCUGGACGAGUGGGUGAGGUCUUUCGGGCCCAUCCUCAGAGAUUGGUCAAACCGUAAUCAUGGGGCCAGGUUUACCGACCCUGCUUUUGAAAGAGACUUCGUGAGCAAGGUGAUCAGGAGGUCCAACGAGAACAUUGGAGGUGCUAUGGAGUAUUUCCUUUCAACCGGUAACCUCGUCAGUCCAACUGGCCUUGAUUUGCAGCAAACGUCUGGUUACACCGUCAUGGCGGAGAAGAUUAACUUCUACCGAUUCAUCAGUCACUUCCGAAUGAUUCACAGAGGUAGUUUCUUCGCGCAGCUCAAGACGACUACCGUCCGUAAGCUCCUUCCUGAGAGUUGGGGUUUCCUUUGCCCGGUGCACACGCCUGAUGGAUCUCCAUGUGGUCUGCUUAACCAUCUGGCUCACAAGUGUCUCGUCGCCACUAGCGAUACUGACGUAUCUCAUUUGCCAAAACUACUCGUCCAGCUCGGCGUUCGUAACGAGUCGUCUGUCUCCUUAGACGAAAGCGUUACUGUUCAACUGGACGGCAGGAUCAUUGGAUACUGCUCACCCAAGCAAGCCCGCGUCAUUGCCAGCACUCUCCGACACUGGAAGGUCUCUGGCACAAACAACGUUCCUUUAGGACUGGAAAUUGGCUACGUUCCUAACUCCAACGGCGGUCAGUACCCUGGUAUCUACAUGUUCUCCCAAGCUGCCCGGAUGUACCGACCCGUCAAGUACCUACCCCUCGACAAGCUCGACUACGUCGGUCCCUUUGAACAGCCCUUUAUGGAGAUUGCCUGCUUGCCUUCGGACCUGGUCAAAGGCCUGUCAACCCAUAUCGAAUUCACCCCUACAAACAUCCUCUCCAUCGUCGCCAACAUGACUCCCUUCUCCGACUAUAACCAAUCCCCCCGCAACAUGUACCAGUGCCAAAUGAGCAAGCAGACUAUGGGAACGCCAGGUACAGCAAUCGACUACCGAACAGAUAACAAGCUUUACCGACUACAAACCGGUCAAACGCCUAUCGUGCGACCACCGCUCUACAACGCUUACGGACUUGACAAUUUCCCCAACGGCACGAACGCCGUCGUAGCCAUCAUCUCAUACACUGGUUACGACAUGGACGACGCCAUGAUCAUUAACAAGUCCUCGCACGAGCGCGGCUUCGGAUACGGAACAGUCUACAAGACAAAGGUCCACUCCCUCGACGAAAAGGACUCAAGACGCACAAAGUCCAAACAAGCCGUCCAGAAACUUUUCGGCUUCGCCCCGGGCAGUGAAAUCCGCGCUGAAUGGCGCGCUACCCUUGACGAAGACGGGUUCCCCCACAUCGGUGCCGAAAUCAAGGAAGGAUCCAUCGUAGCCGCGUAUCACACCGUCCGAUACGACGCGACGUCCGACUCCUAUAUAAACGUUGACGGCAUCACGCACUUUGUCAAAUACAAGGACAGUGAAAGGGCAUACAUCGACAGCAUCCGCAUUAUGGGCUCAGAAACCGGUACCGAGCCCGCGCAGGCUAUCAGCGUCAAGUACCGUAUUCCUCGAAAACCAAUCAUUGGUGAUAAGUUCUCUUCUCGUCACGGUCAGAAGGGUGUCUGCUCGCAGCUCUGGCCUGCUGUCGACAUGCCCUUCUCCGAGAGCGGCAUCCAGCCUGAUCUCAUUAUUAACCCUCACGCUUUCCCUUCUCGAAUGACGAUUGCCCAAAUGAUCGAGUCGAUGGCCGGAAAAGCUGGUGCUCUGCACGGCCACCCACAAGACUGCACCCCCUUCCAAUUCUCUGAAGAAUAUACAGCGACAGACUACUUCGGCGAACAGCUGCGGCGCGCGGGUUACAACUACUACGGCAAUGAGCCGCUGUACUCAGGUAUUACCGGCAAAGAGUUCGCCGCCGAUAUCUUCAUCGGCGUCGUGCACUACCAGCGUCUGCGUCACAUGGUGAACGACAAGUUCCAAGUCCGUACCACCGGCCCUGUCAACAAUCUCACUGGUCAACCCGUCAAGGGCCGUGCGAAGGGAGGUGGUAUCCGUGUCGGAGAGAUGGAGCGCGAUUCUCUGAUUGCGCACGGAGCAGCGUACAUCUUACAGGAUCGGUUGAUGAACUGUUCUGAUUCCCAGCGGGCGUGGAUCUGCCGCGAUUGUGGUAGCUUUUUGAGUACACAGGUUGCUGUUUCCUCCGCUGGGUCAAGUAAGGCGCGGAUGGCGGCGAAGAAUUCGUCGGGUUCUGCUGCGUUAGGUGGAAAUGCAGGGAUUGUAAGGUGUAGGAGGUGCGCGAGGGAGGCAGUUUUUGAUGAUUCGCGCGCUGUAGUUUGGGAGGAUGGAGAGGGGAGGAGGUUCGUUGGGGGUGACAAUGUGACUGUUGUUGCAGUGCCGGGUGUGCUGAGGUAUCUGGAUGUGGAGCUUGCGGCGAUGGGGAUUCGGAUGAAAUUCCGGGUCGAUAACUGAUCUUCUACCAUUCAGAUCACUUGUCCUGCGUGUGGAGCGGGAAGGAUCACAAAAGCAUGUUGAUGUUAUACAUAGACGGGGAGCGAUUUGCUUGUCUUGGUAUGCUAGCAAUGCUUGGUCAA